This is a messenger RNA of Penicillium bovifimosum, 1365 nucleotides long. RefSeq lists its product as uncharacterized. The transcript has 5 exons. Lineage: Eukaryota; Fungi; Ascomycota; Eurotiomycetes; Eurotiales; Aspergillaceae. The coding region runs from base 1 to 1365 and encodes 454 amino acids. The record is from RefSeq and is a predicted model, not a curated record.
AUGGCCGACAAUACCAUCGCAUCAUGUCCCUUUUGUCCCUUCACGGACUCCGAUGCCGACUUUGUCACCCAGCACAUAGAGUUUUGCCACCCGGAGACCGGGUUGUCUGGUUUCUUGCAGGAUGACCCGCUUGAAACCCCUGAUCAAAAUUUUGCUCCGCAGCCAGAUGACGAAUACGGCGCAGACAAAUAUGUUGAUUGUCCACAUGGAUGCGGUGAGACGGUAGCAAGUACCGAGCUAUCAAGUCACCUGGAUCUACAUGUUGCAGAGGAUAUUGCAUUUGACGACACGGCGGCAACAGCGGGACGCUCAACGACAGACUCAUAUGUCCACGAUGACUACCAGGCGUUUGACGAUGGAGACUCCCUCGAUAUUCCCGAUUACAAGAAAGGCAAGCGUGGGAUGCAACGAGACUCCACGCGAGCGAAUACAGCUAAACAGCCUCGCCCUCACAGUCCCCCACGGACUAUCAAUGCCAAUGGCGUCAAAAGAUUGGGGCGCUCAGAACUAGGCCCCCAUGCCCACGAGAAGAAGAUGCCAUCAUGGCUAAGGAACAUGUUGGAAAAGGGCGGCAGCACAUCAAAGCAGACCCAAAUCACAUCAGACGGCAAACUCAUGCGACGCGAGGUAGUGGAAAACGAGACUGACAAUCUUAUUCCCGUCCUUGCUCGUUUAUGCGAACAAGACAGUUCUGUCAAACGGGCAUUCUUCUGUAGCCCAAAGGUGCGCCAUAUUUGUAAGAUGCGCCGAGAAGGCGGGUUCUGUGGAUAUCGCAAUAUCCAAAUGAUGGUAUCUUGGCUGCAGAAGUCCCGUGGAUUUGGCCACGAGCAUUUCUCCGCUAAAGGGCCAACGAUUCUUGAGCUGCAGGACAUGAUUGAGUUGGCCUGGGAUAUGGGAUUCAACAGUUCUGGAAGAGCAGAAACAGGUGGUAUCAAAGGCACACGCAAAUUCAUUGGAACACCCGAAGCACAAGCACUUUUCAUGAGCCUGGGCAUCCCAUGCGAAGCGAGGAGCCUGUCGGAAUCAAGCGACACACGGGCCUGUGAUGCCCUAUACCAAGAUGUCGCUGAAUACUUUCGGUCAGCUUGUUCACCAGAAGAUGAGCAAAAAAGGAUCGUCAAAACCGAUCUAUCUCCAAUCUACUUCCAGCAUCAAGGGCAUUCGAUGACCAUCAUUGGAUUUGAAAUUCGAGAAGACGGUAGUUCAAAUCUGCUGGUCUUCGACCCAAUGUUCAAGACUUCUCCUGCAAUGGAGCGUCUGCUUGGGACCUUUGUCAAACCCUCUGACCCGACUCGUCUUCUCAAAGCAUACCGCAGAGGAACGCCUUAUCUGCAAAAGUACAAGAUCUUUGAGCUUCUCAAGUAA